Molecule: messenger RNA, 1059 nt
Organism: Erigeron canadensis
Lineage: Eukaryota; Viridiplantae; Streptophyta; Magnoliopsida; Asterales; Asteraceae
Exons: 2
Coding region: 1-1059 (352 amino acids)
Source: RefSeq, a predicted model, not a curated record
AUGUCAAUACAAAUCAGAGAGCAGAUUAAUAGGAAUCCAGGUAUUCCAACAAGGGCACUUCAAGAAGAACUUGAGCAGAAGUUGCAAGUCAAUGUAUCUUGGAUGAAGGCUUUUAGGGCUAAACAACAAGCAAACACAGACUGCAAGGGUGAUUAUCAUAGUCAAUAUGCAUUGCUUAGAGAUUAUUGUGAGGAGUUAAGGUUACAAAAUCCUGGUACCACUGUGAAAAUAGAAGUAGAGAGAACACAUAACCCAGAUGACCCAACAAGGCAGUUCAAGAGGAUAUACAUCUGCCCGGGAUCUCUUAAAUCAGGAUUCAAAGCAUGUGGAAGGGAUUUGAUUGGGUUGGAUGGUGCUUUCAUGAAGGGUCCUUACCCAGGUAAAGUUUUGACAGCUGUUGGAGUGGACUCAAAUAAUGGCAUCUACCCAGUUGCAUAUGUAGUGGUUGAAGCAGAAAAUAGGCAUUCCUGGACAUGGUUCCUUGAAUAUCUUGGGGGUGAUCUUGAUUUGGCAGCUAAUUCAAACUUUACUUUCAUUACAGAUAGACAAAAGGGUCUAAUUCAAGCAAUAAACAAUGUGUUCCCUGCUGUUGAACACAAGUAUUGCUUGAAACACAUUCAUGAAAACAUGAAGUUGCACUGGAGGGGAAGGGCAUACAAAGACCAUUUGUGGAGAUGUGCAACUGCAACUACUAAACCUCAAUUUGCAACAGUCAUGGAAUCCUUUAAGAAGUUGAAUGUGGAUGCAUACAACUGGUUAGCUAAAAUUGAACCCAAACAUUGGGCCAGGUCACACUUUUCUGGUAGAUGUAAGUCAGACAUGUUACAUAAUAACCUUUGUGAGUCUUUAAACAAAGAACUUGUAGGUGCUAGAGAGAAACCCAUCAUUGCAUGUGUAGAUUUCAUUAGGGAAUACCUUAUGAAAAGAAUUGUGGUAGUUCAGAAGGUUAUUGAUAGGUCUAAGGGUCCAUUAACUCUAGCAGCCAUGUCUAUAAUGAAUGUAACUAAGCAGGAAGCAAAUGAGUGCAAGGUUAUUUGGAAUGGUGGUGUUAAGUAUUAG